Pleuronectes platessa (European plaice) is the source of this 629-nucleotide messenger RNA. Its product is annotated as eukaryotic translation initiation factor 4 gamma 3. The coding region runs from base 221 to 493 and encodes 90 amino acids. Lineage: Eukaryota; Metazoa; Chordata; Actinopteri; Pleuronectiformes; Pleuronectidae. The transcript is spliced from 4 exons. The record is from RefSeq and is a predicted model, not a curated record. Gene Ontology annotation, molecular function: protein binding.
CCACCAUAUCAAUGUUUUCUCCACUUGAACAGAAACACCAGUGUCUUCAGUCGGACACCUGCAGCUCUGAGGCGAGUCUGUCCGAAGGAAGCUGGUCUCCCGGGGAGCUGAGACAACAGAUGGUGAGACUCCUAGGACAUGGCCAGUGACGAGAAGAUCUUCAACUGUGUGAAGGAGAAGCUGGAUAGAUCUCAGGUGAGCUCGUAACCUGAGGGAUCUGAUGACGGCUGUGUGUUAUGCAGCAGUGAAAGAAAACACCAACUGCAGAGUGCACGCGGCCCUCCUUCUGAAGAGAUUGCCUGUAAUACUCGAGUACCGUAACUCAGAGAGGGAGCAACAGAUGCAAGCUCUUCAAGAACUUCAGGCGCUGAUCGUCACCCUCGAUCGGCCUCCGAACCUCCCCCGGAUUUUCUUCCACUGUAUGUACGACAAGGACGUCAGUUCCAAGGACGCGUUCUGCAAGUCGGGGACGAGCAAAGACCCGCCCGAUUAGCUGGGUUAUAGCAUGGCCCAUAAGACCGUCACGGCCUUCUUCACCUGGCUGCGUGAGGCCGAGACCCAAGAUAAUUGACGAGGGGAUACCCCCGGGGGACAUGGUGUAGUAGAACUACGUCCUUAAAGCAGGACGA